CUACAACGCGCGUUCUUCCCUGAACAGAGCAUCUCAUCAAUGAUCCUACAAAAACACAACGUUGAAUCAUACUAACUGUAUCUUAUCCAUACAGUGAUAACAUCAAUUUCUUUCCAUCAUCGCUUUUGUCUUCAACUCUCUAGCUCCUUACAACCACCCGCCAUUGAUAUUCACCAUUUUGAGCAGACUUAGACAUCGCUACAUUUCAAACCGACACCAUGGCCGCCAAUGUUCCCAGCAUCGUGUGGUCCGCUCUCAGAGCACUCAGCCUCACCGAAGUUCCCAGAGACAGCCCCGUCCGACGCCAGAGCGAGGGCGACAAGUCAGGCUAUCAACCUAGCAUCGUCGACGUCGCCGUGGUCAAGGCCAUGCUGUACCGCGCCAAGAAGCUGCCUGCGGAUCUAAUUGAUACCAUACUCGACAUGGCAGAGUACUGGAUCCAUUCAUCAACGCAUCUGGACGAAAGAAUCAGCGUCAUGGGCGGCUCCGAGGCCAGAGAAAACAGAUUUCUGCUGCGGUCAUAUCCGCUUGGACUGCUGAAUUCCGGAGCUCGACAAAACGCAAACGAUCAGCCCUACACCACGACUCUCCCCACCCCUCGACCUCUGGGCGAGACUCUCGAUGCCAGCUUCUUCGCCAAGUCUGUCAAAUAUCCCCUCCCGCGGCUAGCUCACCCUGCGCGAAAGAUUGUCUUCAAGUUCAGAAGCCAAGACCAAGGGUAUGUGAGCAGUCCCGAGGAGGGUGACCAUCCUUAUUCCGGAUCAUGGACGUGGUUUGACGUUGGGCUGGAGAGAUUUGACGCUGAAUCGGCAGUCGAUGGUUCUGCGCUUUCGGUCAACUCACUUCGACCAGUUCAACCCCCCAUCCGACAGACAUCCUCCGAUCCAGUCGGCUACAACUACACCCACGAGCUGCUUCACUCACCCGAGUGGGAGAUUCAGCGGAAUCAGACGGCCCUCAGGCAGUGGCAAGACCACGUCGUUACGUGGUCCUACCUGGACGACAUCCCAGCUGACUCCGAGCGGAGCAAAGCUCUCGAGGCGCAAGGCAGAGGACGUGGCACAGGCGAUGGCAAGUUUGUAAGACAGCUGCAGGUGGGCGAUGUGAUUACGGUCUGGGGCAAGGCGAGGUUUCCCGGGUGGGCGAACCGCAUCGAGUCAGUCCAGAUCGACGUGUACUGGGCUGUGUAAGAUUAUGGAUGCGAAUAUUCUUUUCUUUUCUUUGUUUGCGCGUGUUUUGUAUUGGGGCGUCUGGGAGCUGGCGCAUGUGAAUUUUGACAAUGAGGCGUGAGAGCACAAUGCUAUGGUUGCUUGCUGGGAUACCUGUUAAAUAAAGUCUCGAUAAACCAAAAUUGGAAUUUAAGAAUCAAUUACCUC
Trichoderma harzianum CBS 226.95 is the source of this 1376-nucleotide messenger RNA. RefSeq lists its product as hypothetical. The transcript has 3 exons. Lineage: Eukaryota; Fungi; Ascomycota; Sordariomycetes; Hypocreales; Hypocreaceae. The record is from RefSeq and is a predicted model, not a curated record. Bases 219 to 1190 code for a protein of 323 amino acids.